AAGAAAAUGUGAAGAGCACUUGUAACCCAGGAACUCCGGUUUUCUACUGUCUGCAAGAUAUCAUGAGGGUCUGCAGUGAAUCAAGUACUCAUUUUUCCACAAUUACAGCCCGGAUGUUAAUUGCUCUAGAUAAGUAAGCUGUAUUUUUAUUUUUUUGACAGAAAGCAAUGUAUUGUAUGUGUUUCAUUCCUGAUAUCAAUCUGAUUUUUUUUUUAAUUUUUUUUAAUUUUUUUUAUUGAAUUUAAUAUAAUUCCUUCUAAUAUGGUUGAGCAUGGAUGUCAAUAAAGGUGUCUAUGCUUUGCCCUCGGGCUCUUUCUGGCUCGGGCUCUUUCUGGCUUUCUGGCUACAAUAUAUAUUUCUCUGCCACCCGGCAAAUUAUGUGAGCUGUGAUCUAUUGAUAGAUGACAGGAGGACACGGUCGGAUACACAGUGGAGAUGGAUCACUUUGUCCAAUGCCAAAUUAGCCAACUGAACUCUAAAGCUCCUCUGUCAUGAUUUUCCUCUUCUUAGAAUAAAAUUAUUUGGAAAAUAUACACCAAUACAUGGAUGCCAAAAAUUGGAAGAGCAUUGCAUCUAUGCAUAAAGAAAUUCAGUGUUUGGUAGAUGGACCAUUGUGCUGGUGGUCACCGUUUAAAAAAAGCCAACCUUUGUUCAGACCAAAAAUUCCUUCUUGGAUAUAGUCCUUCAUAAAUGAGGGCAGACUAAAAGGGAACCGUCUGUCGUGUCACAGGAGCCGGACUGUGAAUAAUAGCAUAAACUUGACACAUUUCAGUCUAGCACUUCAUCAAAGGCAUAAUUAAACAUGUAAACCCCAUCAUAGAUUGUGGAUGUCUGUAUUCCAGCAAGGAUUUGUUGAGAAAGUGGAUUGUAUAAACUUUUUUAAUAAUAUUGAGGAUAUAGAGCAGGGCCACUAAACCUUAUUUAAUGACACAGGAUUGGGAAAAAACAGGUACGAGAAAGUAGCUGUAUGCAAUAAAAUAUGUAUCUAGAUAGAACGAAAGUCAUUAAGGAUUAUGGUGGGAUUCAUAUUUAAUUAAAUCCGUUAAUAAUGGUGAUCAGGUUUAAGCUAGUGUGAUAAUUCGUAAAUGGUUUCUUUAUAACUGUGAUCACAGACUAACCUAAGCUGUUCGUUGAUUACUUUUCCCAUGAUGCUCAGCAAGUGUUAACGUUCAGCAUCACAGUUUCAUGGUAAUUGCUCACAUGGUAUUUUGUUUCUAUACAGGUGGUUAGAAGAACAGCAUACCCAGUCCCAUGCCAUCUCUGCUUUGUUCAGGCCUUCGCCUCUAGAGAGGAUUAAAACCAAUGUAACGAACCCUGCGUAUACCACAGAAUCUUCCCAGUCUGAGCAUUCCCUGCACAUGGGCUAUACCGCUCUGGAGAUAAAGAGUAAAAUGAUGGCCCUGGAAAAGGCUGACCUGUGUAUCUACAAUCCUUUGUUUGGGUCUGAUCUUCAGUACACAAAUAGGGUAAAGUGCCUACAAUGUUUCCAUCAUAAAAUGUUCAAAUAUAGAACAUGAAAAGGGAACGUGCGGAGGUGACAUGUAAUGAAUAAGAACAAUGCAAGAGUUUAUGUAUGGGAAAAAAAAAGGGGGGGGGAGAGAGAGAGAGCGUGUGUGUUUGUUUUGCGAGAGUUAAAAUACACUUGGCUGGAAAAUUUAACAAAUAUUUGCAUUCUCUUUACCUACCUACCUAUAUAUAACCUUUUUUUUUUUAAAAAUAUAUAUAUGUAAGUUUGCUAAUGAUAAAACAAUAAAAUGCAAUAUUAAAGGGACACUCCGGGCACCCAGACCACUUCUGCCCAUUGAAGUGGUCUGGGUGCCAGCUCCCAUCACCCUUAACCCUGCAUGUGUAAUUAUUGCAGUUUUUACCUUGCAGGGUUAAGUCCUCUUCUAGUGGCUGUCUAUGAGACAGCCAGUAGAGGGACUUCCGGGUUCUUAAACGACUUUUUGGUCGCUUAAACAUGCUGGACGUCCUCACGCUAUGCGUUGCCUCCAGCAUCGCCGGAAUCCCCAUAGGACAGCAUUGAAUAAUGCUUUCCUAUGGGAGCUCUAAUGCGUGCGUGCGUGCGUAUACGGCGCAUGCGCAAUAGGUCUUCCCCGCUGGCAGACAUCAGGUAUGUGUCGGAAGGAGUUUUAAUCCCUACAGCAACAUGGGGUGGGGGACAGGAGGGAAGGGGGCACUGUAGGAUUCUCUAGUGCCAGGAAAACAAGUUUGUUUUCCUGGCACUGGAGAGUCCCUGUAAACAACUGAUUUAGAAAAUCAAGGUUAAUAUACAGAUUAUUAAUUACUUGUUAAUCCAGAAAGAAAUCAUGUUUUAAUCAAACAAUUUUUCUGUGUCUUUAGUUAAAUUUGUAAAUAUCUUCAGUGUGUUUCUUUUGACACAUUUUAGAUCAACAUUAGCAACAGCAGUAUGUGCAAAGCUGAACUGUACUGAUUUCAGUAUUUUUUAAAAGUAGAUUGUAGUGGUACUCUGCUGUGGACAUCACAUGCUUUUGUGAGAUAAAUAUUUUUCGUUUGAUGUUCUAGGUUGACAAAGUGGUUAUAAACCCAUACUUUGGACUUGGAGCUCCCGAUUAUUCAAAGAUACAGAUCCCAAAAAGAGAAAAAUGGCAAAGAAGCAUGAGCAGUGUCAUGGAAGACAAGUAUGUCAUGUUAUGUCAUUGUAAUGAAUCUUAUUUUCAACUUGCUGAAUUAGCUUAAUAGAAUAGAGUAACGGUGUCUACUCUAUUUAGCAUUCGAUAGUGUGCCAUAGGGGAAAUCCAGCUUAGAAGUGACCGAUUUUAUGCAAUAAAUAUCUGCAAAAAAAAGUAGUAAUAAAGAGAAAGCUUUAAAGUCCAUGCAUUUGCUGGGUUUUCAUCUUCUGCAGUGAGAUCUUUACAGACCAAGAAAUGGAUCAACGAAUCAGAAGGCUUCCAAUUCAUUGAGCCUACAUUGCGCGAGGGAUUGCGGGAUGUACAAUUAAGCACUUGGCAGCAUUUUUAUUCAUUAUCAAAGCCUAGCGGAUCACUGCUGCUUGGCAAUUUAUCAUCUUUAGCAACAGCUCCGUUCACAGAAUUGUGGAGCUGUAGGAUGCAAUUCUACAUUUUUAUUUACAUCUAACCUGUUCUUUGUUAUUGCUCUGCAGGGAGCGCCAGUGGGUUGACGACUUUCCUUUGCACCGCUGUGCCUGUGAAGGCGAUACAGAACUGCUUGGGCGGUUACUGGAUAAGGGCUUUUCAGUAAACCAGUUAGACAAUGAUCAGUGGGCACCAAUUCACUAUGCAUGCUGGUGAGUAGCAACACGGCUCGGAUAGACAUAGAUUUAUUUUGCAAGGCUUUUUUUUUUUUAUUUUUUUUUUUUUUAUGAAGUAUAUAAAACAAAAAAAACAUGAGCUCAUAUGAAACUAAAAAACAACAUACAACAAAUAUUUGAUGUAAUCAUUAAAAGCUUGCUGUCUGAGCUUUCAACACUAGCACUGCAAAGUUUUGUUUUUUAAAUUGCAUAUUGAUUGACCACUGUGUGACCUCAGCGUUGAUAUAGCUUUAUGCAUUCUGAAUUUUAAUAUAAAUCAUGUUUGAAUUCCCAGUAGGAUGGGAAAUGAUAUUCAUGCCAUGUAUAUGCUGAUACAUUUUAUUAGGUGCUAUUGAUCGUGAAUAUAAAAUUAAGGAUUUCCCAUUGCAAUGUCAUUAUUGUUUGUUAAACAAUGAGCUUCCAGUUGCAUUUUUUCAGUAAUUGCUCAUCAGAGCUGUCCAAUCGUCUUUAUUUAAUACACUUUUAAAAUGAACAUAUUUCCAACUAUGCAAAGCAGUUAAGACGUUAGUGAUUUAGGAACAAACCAUACGACCAAUUUGCUUUUGGUUGUUUAGAGAUUGAAUCCAUCUUUGUAUAUUGAUUUAGCUAGAUCUGAAAACAAAAUGAGACUGAUUAGAGAUAGGACAGUUUGCUGAUAAAAUUCAAGGGUUUAAGUUUUUAUGUGGGCCGCAAAAAAAAACAACUUAAAUUUUCAUAGAAAUAUAGGUUUAUUUUGAAAAGUACAGUAUUAAAAAUAAAAUAAAAAAACACAGCACCCCCCUCUACUAAAUCUCAUUCCCCCCCGAUAUACUAAAUCCCAGCACCCCCUUCACUAAAUACCAGCACCCCCCUGUAGCCACUCACAUUGGCGCUGCCAGUAUGCCACUCCGGAGUACGGCCUCUGGUAUAUCCCAAAUCACACUGUCCACACCCUGUGCCAAAGCGGAUCCUCCCGCUGCUUCUUGAAACCCUGUGAAGGUGGAGCACGUCAAUGUCUCGUUGGAAUUUGACAUGGCGUUGUGUGCCUCAAGGUCCUCCACUGUCCAGCCACGGCUAUUGCAACACUGACUGACACAGACACUCAGGCACUCACUGACAGACACACAGACAUACAGACAGACACAUACUCACACACAUACACACACACACACACAUACAUUUACACAUUCUUGCACACACUCACAUCAUUGUAUUUAUCCCAGGGGUCCAGUGGGGAUCUUCAAUCUGGAGAUCUCCUUACUGCUGUUCACUGUUCCUUUAUGCAAGCAGUUUAGUGAUGCCGAGUGCCAGAAUAUGAUGUAAUUUUUCUGGCACCCGGCAUCACUACAGAUGGCGAUGGAGCAGUGAGGAGCAGGAAGACUGAGCUCCUCCAGUGACCUCUCCUCCCGGGCGAGUAAAUUUUAGCAGAGUAGGCACCUGCAAUGUAAAGAAAGCAGGUGCCUACUCUGCUUUAACACUAAGCAUGUACUCUCAGCUCACCGGGACUCAAAGAUGUCCAUUGUGGGCCGCGAGUUUUACAUGCUUGACUUACAUGGUUAGAAAAUGUACAGACCAAAAAGUUUAUGGGGGUUGUCCCAUCUAUAAUAUAUGCAUUAAUUGCUAAAUUGCUGUGAGUGAGUGCAUGCAUUUUGGAUGCAUGUAAGUUGAAUCAUAGGUGAACACAAUGUUGAUACCUGUCCACUGCAUUGUGGGUAAAUGCACAGACUAAAGUGCGUGACUUAUUUCCCAUGGUUUAUUAUUGGCUUCCAGGGCAGCCUUGUUUUACUGAACUGUGAACUAUUUUCCUUAGCAACUGCUGAGUUAAUCUGCUCAGUGCUAUUAGUUCUAAGGGAAUUGGCUGUCCACAGGCUAUUAAAUCUCUAACAACUGUAAUGUAUGUUUCCACUUUAGAAUGAAAGGUGUUCUUUUCACAUUCUUACUUUUACCUCCCUAAGGUAUGGCAAGGUGGAAGCCACGAGUAUGCUCCUAGAGAAAGGAAAGUGUAAUCCUAAUUUGUUAAAUGGCCAGCUCAGUUCCCCUCUUCAUUUCGCUGCCGGGGGAGGUCAUGCAGAAAUCGUACAGAUUCUAUUGAAUCACCCCGAAAUAGACAGGGUGAGUUCUUUAAUAAUGUUUUACUAUAUUUGCAGUCCCUUUUCAGUAGCAUUCUACAAGAACCUUCUUCUCAUUAUCCCUUUGAAUUCAUAUAUCCUUCAUCGUUGACAUGAUUCAAUUACAUUUUAAUGUAUUCUACCUCCUCUGUGGGCAAUGGCAGCAAGAUCAACAUCUUGGAAUUGUACUGGAAUUGUCCUCCUCAUAUUCAGUAAGAAGUAAAAAAAACUAUUUUUAGGGACUCUGGCAACCAAACUUUUUUGACCUGUUCUCUUUGUAGUUUUAAUAUGCAAUUAGCAUCUCAUUAAUAGAGUUUUCAUAUACACAUCCAUAGAGUAAUUCAUGGGCUCCUCUUUAGUCUAUCAAAACAAGUCUGUGUUUUGCAGUUCUUUAACAUCUUGUGAACUCACCGAUUUAUUUCAGCACGUCUCUGACCAGCAAGGACGUUCUCCCCUAGACAUCUGUGAAGAGAACAAGCAGAGCAAGUGGGAAGAAGCUGCCCAGCUGUUACAGGAUUCAAUGAACAAGCCGGUAUGUUGCUUGACAUUGUUAUUUAUAAUCCAUCAACGUAUUCCGCAGUGAGCGGGGACAGUGCAUGUGAGUACUUGCAACACGAAUAGUUAGAUUUACAGUUGUAGGUGUUUGAGUAUGUAAUAGCUCCCCCAGGCAUUUUUAGAAUCUCACGAUAGUAAAUUUAUAUAUAUCUGCAGGCGACAGCAAAUGCAGUCGAUAGUUUACAAUUUACUCGAAGCUGGCCUUUUUUUAAUAGGAAACUAUAGCAAAUAGCGUCCAUGUUGUUUAUUUGUACUUGUAACUACCCUUACCUGUGUUUGUUUGUAGAAGCUCCAGGAAACCACAAAAGAACCUGCAGCCUCUUUGCAGAUUACUGACCAUUACAUUUAUAUUAUUAUUUCCAACCAAUUGGCUAGUUCCUUACCGUGCAGUGAAGAUAAUCUCCUUCAGACAACCUCAGUUAUCCAUGUGAGAUUUAUUAUCCUGGUUAAACAUCCAGCCAGCACCCAGGCCACUGAUUGCUAGUCUCGGUAACACAGAAGUUUCAGAACACCACUUCUUGACAACUAGUUGUGCAUGAUGGCCAUUGUAAGCUUAGGUUGUGAUCGCACAUCCAGUCCCAAGAUUCCCAGACACCAUGUAACACUAUUUUACUAUUAAUAUAUUGAAGUGUUCUGUUUCAAGGUUAUACAUAGUUUAUCACUCACUCCACUGUGCUCUAUGCUCUGAUCCCUGCAGAGUAUGUUGAUGAACAUGUUUGUCUAUGAUUGCUUCUGUCAUGCUUGAAGAUACACUGUUAUGAUCAAAGGUCCUGUGGGAUAUUUAGAGUUCUAGAAAAUUCAGUGCUCAGAUGGUGUACCUGCACGUCUGCUGACAGUCUAUAAUUUUUUAAAAGCCCUGGUAUGUGAAUGGAAAAAAAUAGAGAAUAUAAUUUUCAAAUGUUUUUAAUAUUCAUGUGAUUAACUAUAAAAAACAUGUUAAUUUUUAUUUUUUCUUCGUUUUCUGAGACAUAGGUAGAGCAAGAGGGAUCUGAUGAUACAAUAACAUGUAGCAACUAGUGUAAUACAUACACUGCUCAAAAAAAUAAAGGGAACACAAAAAUAACACAUCCUAGGUCUGAAUCAAUUAAAUAUUCUUCUGAAAUACUUUGUUCUUUACAUAGUUGAAUGUGCUGACAACAAAAUCACACAAAAAUAAAAAAAUGGAAAUCAAAUUUUUCAACCCAUGGAUGUCUGGAUUUGGAGUCACACUCAAAAUUAAAGUGGAAAAACACACUACAGGCUGAUCCAAAUUUGAUGUAAUGUCCUUAAAACAAGUCAAAAUGAGGCUCAGUAGUGUGUGUGGCCUCCACGUGCCUGUAUGACCUCCCUACAACGCCUGUGCAUGCUCCUGAUGAGGUGGCGGAUCGUCUCCUCCUGAGGGAUCUUCUCCCAGACCUGGACUAAAGCAUCUGCCAACUCCUGGACAGUCUGUAGUGCAAUAGUGGAUUGAGCGAGACAUGAUGUCCUAGAUGUGCUCAAUUGGAUUCAGGUCUGGGGAACGGGCGGGCCAGUCCAUAGCAACAAUGCCUUCGUCUUGCAGGAACUGCUGACACACUCCAGCCACGUGAGGUCUAGCAUUGUCUUGUAUUAGGAGGAACCCAGGGCCAACUUCACCAGCAUACGGUCUCACAAGGGGUCUGAGGAUCUCAUCUCGGUACCUAAUGGCAGUCAGGCUACCUCUGGCGAGCACAUGGAGGGCAUUGCGGCCCCCCAAAGAAAUGCCACCCCACACCAUUACUGACCCACUGCCAAACCUGUCAUGCUGGAGGAUGUUGCAGGCAGCAGAACGUUCUCCACGGCGUCUCCAGACUCUGUCACGUCUGACACAUGUGCACAGUGUGAACCUGCUUUCAUCUGUGAAGAGCACAGGGCACCAGUGGCGAAUUUGUAAAUCUUCUAACGUGUUCUCUGGCAAAUGCCGUCCUGCACGGUGUUGGGCUGUAAGCACAACCUCCACCUGUGGAUGUCGAGCCCUCAUACCACCCUCAUGGAGUCUGUUUCUGACAGUUUGAGCAGACACAUGCACAUUUGUGGCCUGCUGGAGGUAAUUUUGCAGGGCUCUGGCAGUGCUCCUCCUGUUCCUCCUUGCACAAAGGCGGAGGUAGCAGUCCUGCUGCUGGGUUGUUGUCCUCCCACGGCCUCCUCCACGUCUCCUGAUGUACUGGCCUGUCUCCUGGUAGCGCCUCCAUGCUCUGGACACUACGCUGACAGACACAGCAAACCUUCCUCCCACAGCUCGCAUUGAUGUCCUGGAUGAGCUGCACUACCUGAGCCACUUGUGUGGGUUGUAGACUUCUUCUCAUGCUACCACUAGAGUGAAAGCACCGCCAGCAUUCAAAAGUGACCAAAACAUCAGCCAGGAAGCAUAGGAACUGAGAAGUGGUAUGUGGUCACCACCUGCAGAACCACUCCUUUAUUGGGGGUGUCUUGCUUAUUGCCUAUAAUUUCCACCUGUUGUCUAUCCCAUUUGCACAACAGCAUGUGAAAUUGAUUGUCAUUCAGUGUUGCUUCCUAAGUGGACAGUUUGAUUUCACAGAAGUGUGAUUGACUUGGAGUUACAUUGUGUUGUUUAAGUGUUCCCUUUAUUUUUUUGAGAAGUGUAUAUUGUGUAUUUAAUACUGAUACAGUAGUAUCACAUGAUCCUGGGCGUAAUGUCAAUGUCUUGGAUAUAUCCAGAUACAUCAAAUAUAUUUCACAAUAUCAUUUCACAGUUCUCCCACUAGAGAGCGCUGUGUCUAACAAUUAUUUCUACUUUAAAAGCUAGCUACAUGUCUAAAUAUAUGUAAAAAGAAACAAAACAACCUUUAUUAAACAGGAAUACAAAAAAGUAAGGUAAUUCAUUGUCACUGUUUGACAAUUAUGUGUUUUCUGAAAUUUGAUAUUGUGAAAGAGAUUGUGUGUUAUAAAAAUAGCGUACAUUUACCUUUGGGGAUAUAAGCAUUACAAAAUGUUUCAAUUCCAUGUAUAAACUGGCAUUGUGAGAGUUCUCACAAAUCUGACAAUUUCAAUGGGUAAAGCUAGUUUUGUUAAAGUGCAAUCCAGGCAAAAUGGUGCCGAUCCCUUAAAGUGCUUACAAUUUUAGUUUCCAAGCAUUCUUUCAAUUUUAGAAACUAAAUUACAGAAAUUAAAGGGACACUAUAGUCACCUGAACAACUUCAGAUUAAUGAGGUUGUUCAGGUGAGAACUAUAGCUCCCUGCAGCGUUUCUCAUGUAAACACUGUAUUUUCUAAGAAAAUACAGUGUUUACAUUGAAAGCUAGGAACACCUCCAGUUGCAGUUACUCAGAGUGAACCAGAGGGACUUCGGAGUUAAUAGAGGCAUAAUAUGCCUCCAUCCACUCAGAUCUGCUGUGCACGAGCAUCCUGUGAUUCGGUAUCUCCUCCCACUGCAUGCAGACACUGAACUUUCCUCAUAGAGAUUCAUUGAUUCAAUUCAUCUCUAUGAGUAGAUGCUGAUUGGCCAGGGCUGUGUUUGAAUCAUGCUGGCUCUGCCCUUGAUCUACCUCCUUGUCAGUCUCAGCCAAUCCUAUGGGGAAGCACUGUGAUUGGAUCAGGCUAUCACAUUUCAGCAGACUGCUUGUUUUUCCUGAGUCUCAGCAUGCAGAUUUACAGCUUCUGGCUUGAAUACAGUAAGAUUUUUACUAUAUUUAUGGAGGCAUGAGGGGCCCAGGGGGGCUAGAUGGUCGUGUUAACACUAUAUGGUUAGGAAUACAUGUAGUUGCACUGGUGACUAUAGUGUCCCUUUAAAUCUGAUUUAAAGCAAACAACCUAAUUAGAAAAGGUAUGGUAAAUGGGGAGAUAGUGCAACCAACAAGUGCAGGCUAGCCACUCAAGAAAGGGAUCACUCCUGAAUCCCAACAAUGUAACAGACAAAAAUAGUAUACCGUAUAUACUCGUGUAUAAGUCGAUCUCAUGUAUAAGUCGAGUGCAGUUUUGUGACCAACAAUUGUGAAAUAUGCUAUGCCUCGUGGAUAAGUCGAGGGUAAAACUUGGGGCUAUGAAAUUCUGUGAUUUUUAUAAUUAUAUACACACACACUCAUACAAACAAACACUUUGCAUUAUAUAUACACACACUCAUACAAACAAUCUGCAUUAUAUACACACACACACUCAUACAAACACACACUCUGCAUUAUAUACACACACACACACUCAUACAAACACACAAUGCAUUAUAUACACACACUCUGUGUAUAUAAUGCAGAGUGUGUAUAUAAUGCAGAGUGUGUGUUUGUGUAUUGUGUGUGAACUAUGUGGGGGGAGGGCAUUUUAAUUUUAAUUUUUUUUAAUUUUAAUAUUAUUAUUUUUUUAUUAUUUUAAAUUUUUUUUGUCCCCCCUCCCUGCUUGUUAACUGGUCAGGGAGGGGGGCUAUCUUAAUCCCUGGUGGUCCAGUGGCAUGGGCUGUGAAGUGGGGGGGCCGGCAGGAAGCAUUUACUUACCUUUCCUGCAGCUCCUGUCAGCUCCCUUCUCCUCCGUUCCGGUCAGCUCCACUGUAAGUCUCGCGGUCUGGUUGCCGCGCGGAUCGUUGCCAUGGCUCUGACGGCCGCGGCUCUCUAAGUUGCCAUAAUACAGACAGUGACUCGAGUAUAAGUCGAGUGGGGGUUUUUAAGCACAAAAAAUGUGCUGAAAAACUAGACUUAUACUCGAGUAUAUACUGUAGUUAAAAAACGUAUACAUGUGACGGCACUGCUAUCACAAGUUUGAUUUUAUAUUUACCAUUCAGAUGGUAGAAUAUGGCGUGGUAUAGAAACACAAGAAAAAUAAUACAUAGUGAAAGUAUUUAAUGAUAACACAAAAAAGGGUAAAAAAUAUGAUACACUCACAAAUCGAGUGGCACAGAGAGAAAUAUAUCUGUUUGUACAAAUACACUUUUCAGCCACCAAUGGGCUAAGUCCCCAUAAGUUUGAUGUCAGCCAAUGGUACCUCAGGAUAUCAAUCUAUCGCUGUUCUCACCAGUCCUCAGAAACAAAAUAUAUUGGAAACAACCUUAUGGGGACUUAGCCCAUUGGUGGCUGAAUAGGUUUUUUUUUUUUUUCUAAGCCUCUAAUGGUCUCAACCCUUUGUAUCCAUUCCCUUGUGGUGGGUGUGUGAGGUUGUUUCCAUAAGGUUGGUAUAAGUUGGUUAGCUCCUGUAAUGAGGUGGAUUAGGAGUGUUUUUUCAUGUUUCUGCAUUCCCGGGGGCGGAAGAAGGAAUAAGAAAGUGUCGGUGUGUAGCAGAGUGUUUACCCUUAGAAUCUGGUAUAUCGCCCUGAGCUUCUUGUCCAGUAUUUGCGUAUCUCCGGACAUGUCCACCAUAUGUGCGCGGGUGUCCCGCUGGUUUGGUGGCAUCUCCAGCAGCGGUCUGUUGUUGUGGGGAAUAGGGGGUACAGUGCCACCUGGCUAUCCGUUUAUAGUUGCUUUCUUGAGCUAUAGUGUUCCUGGAGGUUUUGUGAAUUUGUCUAAAAAUCUGUUUCCAUUUGUUUCUGGAUAUUUCUAGGUUGAGUUCCCUUUCCCAUGUUGGGGUAAUUUUCGGUAGUUGGUGGGUAAGUGUUGUGUGGACAGUAGAAUACAUUAGUGAUAUAUGUUUCUUUGUUAGAUCUUGGCUAGCGCAAUGUUGCUCAAACGCUGUUUGUGGUUGAUUUUUUCCAUACUUUAGAGGUCCUGAGUGUAUGAAGUGUAUCAUUUGAUGAUAUUGGAACUUUUGAAUCUCGUUUGGGGACGUGAUGAGUUUCUGUAGAGGUUUGACCAAUUGCUCCCCCAUCUCGUCUAAAAGGUCCCCCAACGAUAGAUAUUCUUGUGUUUGGAAGGGUUUCAGCGCCUUGCCAUCUACCCCCAGUUGAAUGAGCGGAUUAUGUGAGAUCGGAUAAAGCGGGGACGGGUGGGGAGCGAGUUGUUUGUAUGUUUUGAGGGUCGCCCAGGUGCGUAGGGUGGGGGUGAUUGUUGGAUGUGGGCCUUUUAUCAAGAGUGUUUGACCCGUCUUGUGCUACGGGACCGUGUAUAUAGGUACUCUGAAGAACGUGUCCUCAAUGGUUACCCAUUGUUUUGUGGUGUGGGGGCAUGCCCAGUCAUAUAUUCUUGUCAGAUGUACUGCUUUAUAGUAUCUGUCUAUAUCUGAAAGACCUAGGCCUCCUUCUUCUUUCGGUCUUAUAAGGAGUGUGUAUGCCAGUCUAGGGUUUUUGUGGGACCAUAUGAAGGUCGUGAAGAUCUUGCGCAUUGCGCUGAACCAAGUCUUCGGUAUUGUUACGGGAAGCACUUGUAACAUAUAUAAAAUCCUAGGUAAAACAUUCAUUUUAAGAAUCUUCAGCCUGCAGAACCAUCCAAAAUGGGGUUUAUUCCAUGCUGUCAAAUCUGAGUGAAUGUUUUUAAGUAGGUUCGGGAAGUUGUUUUCAAAAAGGUGGGACAAAUCUCUAGUGAUGUGUAUUCCCAAGUAUUUGAUGUAAUGCGAGGCGCAUGCAAAAGGGUAGUUUCGUUUCAGUGUUGUUGUAAUGUGUGUAUGUAUGUGGAUUGGGAGAAUUUCGCAUUUACUAAGGUUUGCUUUAAAGCUUGAAAUUUUACUAUAGAUGUUAAUUUCCUCCAUUAAGUGUGGGAGUGAGGCUACCGGGUCCGAAAUUGAGAACAGCAUAUCAUCCGCAAAUGCGGCUAUUUUGUGUUCGUGAUUGCCCACCUGGAUGCCCUUGAUGUUCGCAUUGUCUCGUAUUCCCUGAAGGAAAGGCUCUGGGAGUAUUACAAAGAGGAGGGGGGAGAGCGGACAACCCUGCCUUGUUCUGUUUGAUAUCGGCACACAAUCUGAGAGUUGUCCAUUAAUUCUAAUGUUGGCUGUGGGGUUUGAAUAGAUUGCUUUUAUCCAUUUUUUCCAGUUCAGGCCGAAUCCCAGUGAUUGGAGUGUGUGUAGCAUUAAGGUCCAGUCUACUCUGUCGAAAGCCUUUUCAGCAUCUAUGGACAGAAGUAGACUGGGGUCCUCCGCUCGCGUGGCAUGAUGUAUCAGGUUUAUGAUUUUCGUAGUAUUGUUUUUUGCUUCUCUGCCUGGUAUAAAGCCAGAUUGAUCUGUGUGUAUUAUCCUCAGCAGGAGGGGGGCUAGGAUUUUUGUAAAGAGUUUGAGAUCUAUGUUUAUCAAAGAUAUCGGCCUAUAGCUUCAGCAUUGGGAAGGGUCCUUGCGCGACCUUGAUAUAAGAGUAAUUGUAGCAUUGAGCGCCUGUGGUGGGAGAGUGUUACCCUGUAAAAGGGAAUUGAAGGAUUUCGUGAAGUGCGGUAUGAGCGUUGUGGCAAAAGUUUUGUAGUACUUCGUUGUGAACCCAUCUGGGCCCGGGCUUUUCCCAAUCGGAAGGUUUUUGAUUGCAUGCCUACACUCCUCUGCUGUGAUUGGGUGUUCUAAGGUUUCACUCAGGUUUUUUGGUAAUGUGGUAUGUAUUCUAUUCGUAAGGAAGCUUUGGAUCUCGUGGGUCGGCGGGGGGUCUGUCUUAGAUUAUAUAGAGAGUGGUAGUAUUCUUGGAAGGCUUUGGAUAUGUCAGUUACUAAAUGGGAGAGGUGUCCGCUAUUGUCCCUUAUGGACGGUAUCAAGGUAUUCUCUCUUUGUUUUUUAAGUGCGUUGGCCAACAAGCGCCCACUCUUCCCUCCCUGCGCGUAGUAUAGGCUUCGUGUCUUUGCUAUAGCAUACUUUGUGCGUACGUUAAGUAUGGUGUUGAGUUCUGUUCGUUUCUCUAGAAGUGUUUUAUAGUUCGCUAGUGUAGUGUCCUGGGCAUGGACCCCUUCUAGCUCUCUUAUUUCUUUGAGCAGUCAUGUGACUUGUGCCUCACGCUGUUUUUUUGUGUCGGGAGGCUAUUUGGAUGAUUAUACCUCUUAUAGUGCUUUUAUGGGCUUCCCAGAUGAUUGGGUAGGGUGUGUCAGCUUUGGUAUUUGUUUCAAAAUAUUGGAUUAUAUUUUAUUCAAUUUGGUUUUGUAUGACUUGGUCGUUUAACAGAUUGUCGUUCAGUUUCCAUUGUGUUCUGGUGGGGUAGGGAUUGAUAUUGUCAUCUGACCAUGUUAUCGGGGCAUAUUCGCUUGUUUUUAUGAGGUUGAGGAAUCUGUGUGGGGUAAAUAGCAUGUCUAUCCUAGAGUAUGUUUUUGAUGAGUGUGAGUAGAAGGAAUAACUUCUACUGUUGGGGUGUGAGGCACGCCAUAUGUCAUAAAGUUGGUGAGUGUCGAGAAGUUUUUGUAUCUGGUUCCUCGUGGAGGUUUGAUAUGUUUGGGCCUGCGAGGUAGUGUCUAACGACCCAUCUAGGGAUAUAUUAAAGUCUCCCCCCAUGAUUAGCAGACUCUCUGAGAAAGCCUCUAAUUUGUGUAAUAUUCUGCGAAGGGUGGAUGCCUGUUUCCUGUUCGGAAGGUAUAUAUUGGCCAGGGUUGUGACGGUGUUCCCUAUUAGUCCCUUAAGAAAGACAUACCUUCCUCCCUCAUCAGAGUAGUGAUCUUUGUAUGUAAAGGGUAAUUUUGAAGAGAGAAGGAUCGCCACCCCUCUGGAUUUAGAUCCUCCAUAACUGCUAAGGAAGCUUUUGGUGUAGAAUUUUGAUCUGAGAGGAGGGACUGAAUUCUUGCGAAAAUGUGUUUCUUGUAUAAAUAUUAUAUCUGUUUUCUGCCUGUGAUAGUCUGCCAGUGCUUUGUGGCGUUUUUCCGGCGUGUUAAGGCGUUGUGUGUUAAGAUGUUUAUGGUUGUCAUUGCUUUGUUAGAGCAGAUAUUUUAAGGGGGAUGUGUGGGGAGCCUCUGUGGGCGUUGUGAGGUAGUGAAUGCAAACGCUUCCUGGUGUUGGUGUUGUGUACCCUAAGGUUGACCCUCGGUUAGGCAAUCUAGGAGUUCCCUGAAUAAAACGAAGCCGUGUGUAGGUGAGGCUCGCUUAAUCGUGGCUGGAGACAAUGCAAAGCAAUACAAUAACAAUUACGACAGCAAUAACAUUAACAAAUGAACAAAAAGACCAUCUGUGUUACCCUGUUUACUUUCUCGUGAGUUGUCGGUCAACUAUGUACACUAGUUAGUUACUAUUUUGUAACUAAAUAAAAAUAGGGUAAGAGACCCUGAGUCGAGUAAGUAGCACUCUGUGGUGACUAGAUGUUACUGGUGUCUGCCCCUGAGAGUCCCUGUGUCAACAGUGGGCAAUAGUAUGACACCGUGUUUUAUGUUAAGGUUGGUUGGGGGGGGGGAGUUUGUCUUUGUGUGUGAUGUCGGGUUUGUCUGGUCCUCCUUUAUCGGAUGAUCGGUCUUGUCUUAAUGGUUGGCUCAGAUUCAGUCCGAGUUCUGCCGGUGGAGUUUGGUGUCUGUUUGGAUGGAGCUUACGGGUGAGAUCGCGUAUGCUGUUUGCAUGUGUAGUGGAGGAUGUUUAUGGGAAAUAGGUAGAUAGGUUGGGUGUAACGUUAGAUUGAGCCGGGGCGUUUGCAGACUCUUUUAAUUUUUUAUUUUUUUUUAAUUAUUUAAUCCCAGAUGGAAUUAAUUGUGUUUUUUUUUUUUUUUGUCAGUCCGGUUGGUUUGGAGGGUAUUGUGUAUGUCUAGUGUGUUUCCUGUCAAUGUUGUGCUGCUGUGGUUAAGUUGGUGACCUCUCUGUGUUGGUGUUGUUCCCCUCUAAGAAUCUAAGCAAUUGGCACCAUACUGAGAAACCAUUUGCAUGCUAUCUCAUCAAACAAUAAGACAACAUUAGAGUAUACGACCUGUGCUCAGAUUUGUCCUCUUUGGUGGGUAGUGGGGUUUUGUUUUGUUUUUGUUUUUCCUUUCUUUUCUGUCUUUUUUUGUUUCCCCUCCUAUGCUUUUUGUUUUAUAUCAGUGUCCCAAGUCCUUUAGCGGUUUUCAACUUGUGUUCCUCUAGUUCUUUUUCCUGGCUAGCGUGAGUUUGUCCGUCGGGGGUCUCUUGCGAGGUUUGUCCUUGAGUGGUGAGUGGUGUGGUCGUCCUGUCCCGUUGUGUUCUCCGUGGUGCAGUCCAUCUGGGAUGCUCCUCGGUAAGCCUCUCAUCCGUCUGUGGGUCCUCCAAUUCGCCGGUUGUCCCUCUUGGGUAUGUUUUUCUGUCCCACUUUUAGUCACGGUUUACGCCACUGUUGCCCCUGUGUUUGGGUGUCUAACACGGCUGUUGGGUCCGGGGCAUACCAAUUUGCGAUGUUGACUUCUGUCAGGUUCAGAGCCGCAAUAAAGGGGUUGACAUCUUGAUGGGUGGAGAUCGUGUAUGUCGUGCCUUUUGAUGCCCACAAUGAGGGUGAAGGGGAAGCCCCAUCUGUAGCGUAUGCUCCGUGCUCUUAGUUGAUCCGUGAUUGGCCGUAGUGCUCGCCUUGCCUGAAGAGUAUGCCAGGAUAGGUCCUGGAAAAUCUGGAUUUCUGGAUUUCAUGACCGAGGUAUAGUAAGGGUGAGGAGGUGUCCCUUAGUGCCCGUAGGACGUCUUCUUUUAGGGUGAAGUAAUGAAAGCGACAGAUGACGUCUCGCGGUGAGUCGCCUGUUCCAUUUCUGGGCCGUAGGGAUCUGUGCGCCCUGUCCAGAAAUACUGGGGUGUCAGGCGCGCGGUUUAGUAUCAGGUUGAAUAGGGUGGCUAGCUGCUCCUUUAAAUCUUCCUUUUCAGCUUCUGGCAACCCUCUAAUGCGUAGGUUAUUCCUCCUACCCCUAUUAUCAAUAUCCUCAAGCGCUCUCUGAAGCAGGGUUAGGUGCCUCUCUUGUGAAAUAAGUGCAUGGGAUAUGUCUUGUAAUUGUGUCUGACAUGUAUCCCUGUAAUCCUCUAAUUCUUGCACCCGUCUGUCUACCUGCUUGAUUUCAGCACUCAAGCCCUCCAUUUUGAGCUGGACAGUAUUUUCCAGCUUUCCAAGCAUCUGUGCCAGGUCUAGGUGUGUUGGCAGGGUUUUCAGGAGAUCCUUUAUGUCCCCCCCCACAGAGACCGAUGAGUCGUCAGAUUGAACAGGACUCGGGGGUUCAGAGUCAGGGUGGUUUCCCGCCGGCGCCAUGAUGGAGUCCCCUGCUUCUGCCAUGCGGUCGGCAUAAUCUUUAAAUAGGCGGGUAACCGAGCCCGGUUUACCCGCCGGUAGCUUCCCCUGCGGCUGGUGGGGUGUUUGCUGGAGUUUACUGUUUCCCAUGCCGUUGUUGAACCUCCUCCGUGCAGCGAUCUCUGCCCGUUAUGCUCGCAGUGAACUCAGUGUGCGGCCAUUUCGGUCGGCUGCUAGCCCCGCCCCUCCUGAAUAGCUUAUUUACACCAACAGAUAUAUUUCUCUUUUUGCCACUCGAUUUGUGAGUGUAUCUCUGUUAUUUUUUUAUCCUUUUUUGUGUUAUCAUUAAAUACUUUCACUAUGUAUUCUUGUUUCUAUUAAAUGCCAUAUUUUACCGUCUGAAUGGUAAAUUUAAAAUUACACUUGUGUUAGCAACAACCUAAUUGGAUAUUGGAAAUUCGGCUGCAGGAAAGAGUUGGAUACUUGCCUGAAUGGUAUAUACAUUGAGAGUAACUUAAUUGCUGACUAGAAUGGGGCUUUAAAGGACAAUUGUCAUCAAAUUUUCAAGAAUUAUCUUUUAAAAAAAAUAAAGUUCCUUACAGUUAAAGGACCACUAUAGUGCAAGGAAAACAUACUUUUUUUUUCCUGGCACUAUAGUGCCCUGAGGUCCCCCUCCCGCCGGGCUCUGGAGAGAGGAAGGGGUUAAAAUCUUACCUUUCUCCAGUGCCGGACGGGGAGCUCUCCUCCUCCUCUCCUUCUUCCUAGCGACGUCAUCGGCUGAAUGCGCAUGUGCGGCAGGAGCCGCGCGCGAGUUCAGCCAGUUCAUAGGAAAGCAUUUACAAUGCUUUCCUAUGGACGCUGGCGUCUUCUCACUGUGAUUUUCACAGUGAGAAGCACGCAAGCGCCUCUAGCGGCUGUCAAUGAGACAGCCACUAGAGGCUGAAUUAACACUCAGUGUAAACAUAGCAGUUUCUCUGAAACUAUGUUUAUUAAAAAAAGGGUUAACCCUAGCUGGACCAGACACCCAGACCACUUCAUUAAGCUGAAGUGGUCUGGGUGCCUAUAGGGUCCUUUAAUGAAUUGAGAUUUUGAUUUAUUUAAAUGACAUAUAUUUAUUAUUUGGGGAGGAUUUCACUUUUUCUGCAUAAGUAGCCAUGUUGGGCCUGACUCUAUGACCAGCUGCUACUCCAUCUAACUCACCUGCUGUUGUAGUUACACAUAGAGCAAUCACAGCAGCAGGCUAGUUAGAUUGAUCAGCAGUCAGAUAUCCAUAGAGUCUCACCCAAUAUGACUGCUCAGCCCAAAAAAAGAGAAAUGUUAUUUAAAAAAAAAAAAAAAAAUGUCAUUCAAUGUAAUAAACUUUUUUUUUUUUAUAAACCAGAGUGAAAACGUGAGGACUUUUGUCCCUUAACUCUUGCUGUCGUUGGUGCCAACCUAUUAUUAAGUGUUACAGGCCUUGAUCAACAAUCUGGAUCUCUUUCCAUCUAUUAAGCAGUUAAUUAUUUGCAGCAACGUAACCCAUUAGGGAUACAUUUGUCUCAGUUUAAAUACUACAGAAAUAGUCUCAGUUAGGAAAAAGCAUCUGUCUAACUAUUGUAUUGUCUAGUCUAGUGUACAAUUGCUUCUUGACCAUGGGAAGUACUGUUUCCACUCUCUACAAAUUUAACCCCUUAAGGACCAAACUUCUGGAAUAAAAGGGAAUCAUGACAUGUCAUGUGUCCUUAAGGGGUUAAAAUAACAAAGUUGUAAGAUAAGAGUGCUGGUAUAUCAUUGAAACAUUUAGUUGUUUUCUUUCUCCAUGCAGUAUUGAUUACUGCGUACCCCUAUAGCAGGUUCUUGCCAGCAUACUCACCUUCUAUCCAAAUCUGCCAUAUCAACCAGGGGUACAUCCAAGCACUACUAACACAAAUAAAAUAGUAUAUGUUACAAAAUAUAUUUGACUAUGUGAACAGUCUCUCAUAAAUAAAGGAGUAUUUGAUCAUUGUGAUACAAUCGUAUAGAAAAUGCGAAACAAAUCUAUUUAUCGGACAUUUUGUGUGUGCAACACUUAAUGGCCUUUAACUCUGUUAGUCUCAAGGCAAAAUCACAUCAGCUUAAACUGUUUUGUUGUUUUUUUCCAGUUCACAACUUAUUUUUCACAAUUUGAAUUUCUUAAAAUCUAUCUCCCCCUCCCGCUUUUUCUGGUCUAGGGAAUCACAUCAUAUUUUUCAAAAGUUUUUAAAUUACUAUGCUAGCACAUUUCUAUUCCUAGGUGCAGACCCUAACAGUGUUAGUUUAUAUGUAUAUGAAAAAGAGGAGCCAUGCAAUGCAUUCUGUAAAAUAAUCCAAACUAGUUUUUUGGUUAUUACGUAUGUUUAUACAUAAUGUCUCUAAUUUCUGGGUUCUGUUUUUGUUUUUGUGGUAGUAUGAAAAAGUGCGUAUAUAUCGAAUGGAUGGGUCAUACCGCUCAGUGGAGCUGAAGCAUGGGAAUAAUACGACGGUACAGCAAAUCAUGGAGGGAAUGCGUCUUUCACAAGAGACCCAACAGUACUUCACCAUUUGGAUCUGUUCAGAGAAUAUCAGUAAGCAUGGUUCUUCAAAAUGUCUAAUUUAGACCAAAAUAACCAAAAAGAACACGUAGAGAGACACUCUAACACAAACAGUCACUGAUUUGGUAGCUAUACCUCCUAACAAAACCAAUCUUUCUAGUUCAGUCUAAAAUUAGCAAUUUGCCCUGAAUUCAUGACCGUUCACACUUGAGUGAAUAAACCUCCCAGAUUUUAUGAUUGAAGACAAAUCUUGAAAACAUUGAACAUUUAAUAUUGGAUUUACAAAAAAAACUAUAAUCACAAGACAUGCUUUGUUUAUUGCUUUAAAGGAACACUCUCUAAGCACCAUAACCACUUCCGAACACUGUAGUAGUUAUGGUGCUUGGAAUGUUCCAUUCAUACAUAUUCCUUUUUAAUUACGUGUUUGUUUUUUUUCCUUUCCUAAGGUCUUCAGUUGAAACCAUUUCACAAACCUUUGCAGCAUAUCCGAGAUUGGCCAGAAAUCGUUUGUGAGCUGACCAACCUAGAUCCACAAAGAGAGACUCCGCAACUCUUUCUUAGGAGGGAUGUGAAACUUACUCUAGAUAUAGAGAAAAAAGUAAGAUGUGCUUUUUAAUGAAUAUAAACCAUUUAAGAACACAUAACACCAAAUCAGAAAUAUUGGUUUACAGUCCUUAAGUAAGACUUAUUUUGUUGUUUUGGCUUUGUGCUCCAGUACAUCGAUUUCAAAAUGGAGUGAAAACUGUAGGCUGGCACUGCAGCCUGGGACGAACUCCCUGCCAACGCUAGUGCAGAAGGUCUGUAAUGAGUCGAACUCCUUAGCUGACUCCUUUAUAAACGUAAAUGAAAUUCUUUUUCAACUAAUAAAAAAUAAGAUUUGCACAGUAAAUAUAUAAUCCUUUGUUCACCCAAUCUGCAGCUGGCAUAUUCAGUGUAGACCUUGAUCUUGUUGUGUUUUAUGUACUUCGUUCAGAACCAAAAAUGCAGAUUAAGCAGUAAAAUCAAAGUGACUGUUUGCAAAGAAAACAUGGUAAUUAUGGUAUAAAAGAAGCCAGUGAAUCUUAUCUGUGUUGUCACAUCUGAUGUGGAAACUACCAAGCCACACUUUUGUUCAUUCAAGACAAUAAUUGGUGACUGAGUAGAUGGGUAAUCUAAAUAUCAACAUAACAAUGACAAGCUGUCUGCAGAUUUUAUUUAGUAUAAUUUGAUGUAGUAAUGGCCUAAGUAGAGGAAAACCGCUAUCUCGCAGUCAAUGAGGUUAUUGUAUCCAUUGGAACGUGAUGUUUGAUGAAAGGCCUGUACAUAACAAUAACAAGGUUGUGUAACCUGAGUGGUAUCAAGUGGAUGUUUGUGUAAGAGACUGAACUUGGUCAGGUGUCCUGGCUCGGGAGUGAAAUUGAGCACAUAGCCGAGGGGAGAUGGAGCAAAAUGUAAUAUAUAAUAUGCAUUUAAUUUAAGAUUUAGGAGCAAAAAGAAAAAUUUAAACUGUUAAAAAGGGAAGACCUGUGUGAGGACGACCGUAAUUCCCAUGAUACUCUAUUAACCAGAAGGGACUUGGACAUGUGUUCCUUCAUACCCUAGGCAUGCAGAGGUAUGCAAGGGUUAAAAGUGUGGCUUGGAAUACCCAGAGAGCUGUCCCCUUUAACACAUGCCCUGGUAGCACAGGCACACUCUCUCUCGCCCUAACCGGCUACAACUCUCGACUCCCCAGGUACGACAGGGCAAGCUGGAGGGACCCAGAUAGGACCCAGGCUCAAGCUGAGUUCAAAUUUGUUGGCGCUAUAUAAAUAAUAACAUAAUAAAAGGGACUCCAGCUCCCAAUGUAAUUCUUUUUAUAAUGAUAUUUGGCUAAUGGCUACUUGCUUGGCCAGCUGGCAGACAAUACAUAAUAUUUUAGUCUCAAAAGCCACCUACCAUAAUAACAAAUAAUUAAAUCAAAGUAUAUCAGAAUUCCAAUGGUCAGAAGAAACAGGUCAUUAGAAUGAUAUCCUUCCCAGCAUACUCUUGUUGAUCUGUGAUUUAUAAAAUAGAAUUCUACAAUUCUUUCAGUGAUUCCUGUCCCAGGUCUGAAAGCAAACAAACAGUCCAAAUGUUGCCAGUAUUCCCUAAAAAGAGAAUUGUCAGACUGCUAAAUCCUGGAUAGCUGCAUUGCAUCACAACUGGGUUGGAAACCCGCUGCAAUAGAAAAAAAUUUCAUAAUUCAGCCAUAGUACUGCUGUAUCCCAUAAUACGCCCUGUUGGCAAAACAUUUGACCGUUUGUGUCUUCUGAUCUCUUUUUUUAAGAUUGAAGACCCUCUUGCUAUUCUCAUCCUUUUCGAUGAAGCCCGGUACAACCUCCUCAAAAGUUUCUAUCCAGCACCAGAUGCAAAACUUAUCACUCUAGCCAGCCUUCUCCUCCAGAUAGUCUAUGGGAACUACGAAAGCAAGAAACACAAGCAAGGAUUCUUAAAGUGAGUUUCGUCUACCACUAUUGGUUCAGAUCGCAACUGUAUCUUUAUUUACCAAUAUGUUUUGGGAGAUUGGGGGCGGGUUUCUCCUGAAUUUAUUUGUGAUAUUACAAUUUUUUUGUUUCAGUGAAGAAAAUCUAAAAUCUAUAGUACCGAUCACUAAAGUGAAGAGCAAAGCACCGCAUUGGACAAAUCGAAUUCUGCAUGAGUAUAAGGUGUGUGUAUAUAUAAAUCCAAGUGUUUAUUUGUUCUGAUGCUAAACUGAUGGCUUUAUAGAAUAUAUACAACUCUGUUUGUUAUCCUCGCGUUGAUCCUAUGCUUACUUAAAGAAACACUAUAGCUCUAGGAAAACAAACGUAUAUUCCUACUGCUAUAGUGCCUUUCUAGGUAGCUAGGUUAGAGCGACAACCACUAUAGGCAUUUGACCCUUUCCUGAUGUAAGGGAGUGCUAUGGCAUCCUUCAAAAGGAGGGCAAUAACGCUGUUAUGGCGGCAGAGCACUCCCUAAUGAUGUGGCCCUCCUUGGCAAUCGCAAUCAGGGGACCUGUCUGACAACCCACGCAGUCCCACUGCAGCCAAUCCGGCUGAUCCAGAUCUUUUCCAUUGAUGGGUGCAAUGUUUCCUUCCAGUCACCGUGUUUUCCCUAAUGAUACUUCAUCCCAUCCUAUACUGUACUGUUUCAAAUGUGAAGCAUUCCAGUCUUCUAUUGAUAUUAAGUGAAUUGUUUUUCUGCGCAUCAGACAUACUUGUUUAUAGUCAUACUUUUAUAUGUAAACUAUGUAUGUUGCAUAUAUGAAAUAUACAAAUAUAAUUAACUUUGUUUAUUAUUAUAUUAUGUUUUAUAUAUAUAUAUAUAUAUAUAUAUAAUUUAUUUUCUAUACACACACAUGCUAAAACAACAAUCUUAAAAUAGUGCAAAACAAUAAAAAUUGUAUACAUUAUACUUCUGCGUUAUUCCUUUGGUCACUGUGAGUGUUACUGAUUUAAUCAGCAAUACCAAAGGAAGCAAAGCUUUCAUUGUGAUUUCUUCAUUUCUUUAGAAUUUGAGUAUGAGUGAGGGUGUGAGCAAAGAGAUGCAUCACCUGCAGCGGAUGUUUCUCCAGAAUUGCUGGGACAUUCCCACAUAUGGAGCCGCAUUCUUCACGGGCCAGAUCUUCACAAAGGCCAGUUCUAGCAACCAUAAAGUUAUCCAAGUGUACGUUGGAGUCAACACAAAAGGCCUGCAUCUGCUUAAUCUGGAAACCAAGGUAACAUUGAUGCCAUAACUUGUCUUUGUCUUGAAGGGCCAUUCCAGGCACCAAUAUCUUGGCACUUUAUCUCAAUGAACAUGCAGUGAGUGGUGUCUUCCAUAAAUAAUUGCUGCUUAGCUCUAGGAUUUUUUUUCCAUGGGGUUAAUGUCAUUUCAGUCAGGAAUUCAUUCUGCAACAGUGUUACAGCUUUGAUACCUUUGAAAGGGACACUCCAGGCGACAUAACCACAACUAACGAGGCCAAAUGCUAUCAAAUAAAGUUAUUUUGGUGCUUGGAGUGUACUUUAAGUUGCAUUCAUAUGCUUUUACGUCCAUAAAUCCAAGUAAUAAUGAUGCAAAAUAAACCAUUAACUUAGAAACCUGUUAAUAGAGGUUUUGUUUUCAGUUGUUGCAUUAUGGUACUAUCCACAAAUAAAUUGUGCAGCAGAUGUAAAGAAUUAAAGAGAUCCAGAUAUUGCUUAAUUAAGGCACCUUAAUUGAAUGUACCUAGUUGAUGUCUAUAUUAUGGCAUUUUAUAAUGUAACUUAUAUUCCAGAUACACACUGUAUUAGGUCUUAGAUUAAAGGGACACUAUAGGCACCCAGACCACUUUAUCUCAUUGAAGUAGUCUGUGUGCAGUGUCCCUGUCCCCUUAACCCUUCAAUCUAAAACUGCAGUUUCAGAGAGACUUCAAUGUUUUCAUUGCAGGGUUAAGCCUGCCUCUAGUGGCUGUCUACCAGACAGCCCCUAGAAGCGCUUCCUGUCCUUUCACAGAGUUUGACUCUGUGAAACAACUCUGGAUGUCCUCACACUUUGCUAAGGAUGUCCAGCGUCUAAUAAAUUUAUUCAGUGCGUUCCUAUGGGGAAGACCUAAUGCUUGCGUGGCACUCGCCUUGCAUGUGCAUUAGGUUCCCCUACGACGCUGACGUUGGAGAAAGAGCCAGCACCGGCGCUGGCAUCUGGUAAGUAGUUAAAGGGUUUUUAACCCUUUAACUGCUGUUGGUGAGGGGCUGCAAGGGAGGUGGUGGCAGAGGGACAUUAUAGUGUUAGGAAUAUAGCUUUGUAUUCCCAAUACUAUAGUGUUCCUUUAACUUCCAUGAGUUUUCAUUGAAUUAUGUGGAUUUGGCUUUUCACCUGUUAAUGGCAUUAUAAAAUGUUUUCUUUUUUUUUUUAUUCUUUUUACUUGGAGGAAUACUUUGUUUGUAUCAAAGUUUGCUGUUUGAGAAACUUCCUAUGUGUGUGUUUGCAGGCCUUGCUGAUCAGUUUGAACUUUGGACGGUUCACAUGGCAGUUGGGAGAUGCAGAUAUUUGCUUCCAAAUCCAUAGCCUGGAAAAUAAAAUGAAUUUUAUCGUACACACGAAGCAGGUAAUUGUCCCGUUACUGCAGAUCAAUGUUUUUAUUAUGCCGUGCAGCAGUAACAAGUGGAUCAAAACAAAAUAAAACAGAAAAGGUCUUAGUUCGGUAAUGUGUUCCAGAGCAGGCAUAUUCUCUAAGGGUUAUUUACAAGUGUGAAAUGUCAUCCAAAUGAAAUUUCAACUUUAUUGAAUAACCCAGUCCGUGCUGACAGACAUUCUGCAUUCUUAAUCUUUUAAACCUGCGAACAGGGCCCUGUCCCUCCAUCUGGCAUGUCUAAACUUGUAAUGCUACCUAUUACCACCUUCCAAACAAGCUAAUCUGAUCCAUUCUUGUAUAACUUUAUAUUGCUGUCUAUCAGAGCUAGUCUUCCAUGUUUCCUUAUAAUCCCUUUUGUCAAUAAUAAAAUUUAACAAGUUGAAUAGAACCGCGUGUUGCCAUAUGUAUGGGAUCAGUACAGCUGUGUAUUGUAUGCUGUGUGUGUAACACACCUGCGCACUGUAUGCUUUGGGCAAUAUAUGGAGCAUUUCUAAAAUAUAAAUGUUUAAGUGGUUUCUAAUGAAAAACAAAGUUUAAAAGUGCCCUCAGUGUGAUUAUGCAAAAAAUAUUGUACUCAGCUUGAAUGAUUUUAGAAUUGGAAUUUGAAUUGAAUCUGGAAACACUAUAUUGCAGUGAUACAAUAGAUUCAUCUUUUUGACAUAUGUUUAAGGGACACUACAGCACUGACUAAGCUGCUUUCAAUUCACAACUUGGCUGCAGACAGCUGGAGCAACUAAAACAGGUAGUGGUCUCCUCUCAUUCCAAUGCAGUUUGUUUUGCAGUUCAAAUCAUUUAGUGCUUUUGGUGGUAAAGCUGUGUACAUACAUUUGAUAAGGAAGUCUUCUCCUGUAGUGAGGGGUGUGGCUAAGUAGGGGGGCUUAUGGUGCAACAUUCUGCAAAGAAUUGUUGUUUUUGUUUUUUUUAUAAUACAAAAACUAUAUAUUAAAUAAAAAGAUCUGAGCAUACAAAAAUACAGCGUAUUAAUGAGGCUAAAACCUGCAAAUCAAAUGCAUUAAAAUUGUAUUGGUGUUCUGAGAGUCCUUUUUUAAAUAAAGAAAACUCACUCUGAUUCUAAAUAUACAGUUAUUUCUGCAUAAUCAUUUUACGUACUUGUAUUUUCCCUUUUCUCCUCUUGCAUGCAGGCUGGCCUUGUAGUGAAACUGUUGAUGAAGUUAAGUGGUCAGUUUACACCCGCUGAUCGGAACGUGUCUGAAAGAUAUGGUUACGGCUAGCAACCCAAGAUGGCCUCUUGCUGCUUCUUGACAGAUUAUUGGAGUGUGACAAAGUGACUUGUUUAUGAGUAAUGUGUCCAUAAAUUACUCCUUACACUCCUUUUGCACUCUGCAGUGAUCACUAUGGAACAGGAUGACUUUAUUUAUGACAUACUCUUCUUGUUUUCUCAUACAUCUCGUGCACUUUCUGCUUAUAGACUUUGGUGAAUCGAAAUGGACCAGAGUGAAUUUGGUUCUGGUUAGCCAGUCCAAAAUGGAUUCUUAAUGCCUUUUCACAUUUACUCAGUGUUUAGUGAUCUUAUUGUGCUUAGCUUGACCUAGAACCAUUCCUGUUGCCUUCUGAUACUUCGCAGGAAUAUCUAACAUGGAGACCAAGACUAAGCUUCGCUAAAUUAAGAUAGACUUUUCCAGCCUCAAGUGUCUUAUACAUUCCAUGUUUCUACAAUGCAAUGAGAAUGAAGGAUUCUGUUUUAUCCCGUUGCCAUAAGGAUAUCCUGGUUUCUUCCAACAAUGACUAUUUUGAUGUUUAGUUUUUUUGUUUUAUGUUUCCUUGGUUUGUUUUCUUUGCUGAAAAAAAAUACAAUAUUUAUUAAAAAAACAAACAAAAAAACAACUA
Molecule: messenger RNA, 26250 nt
Organism: Pelobates cultripes (western spadefoot toad)
Lineage: Eukaryota; Metazoa; Chordata; Amphibia; Anura; Pelobatidae
Source: the annotation of a GenBank genome assembly